This is a messenger RNA of Salmo salar (Atlantic salmon), 1152 nucleotides long. It is a transcript of the gene cks1, whose product is annotated as Cyclin-dependent kinases regulatory subunit 1. Lineage: Eukaryota; Metazoa; Chordata; Actinopteri; Salmoniformes; Salmonidae. The record is from RefSeq and is marked provisional. Gene Ontology annotation, molecular function: cyclin-dependent protein serine/threonine kinase regulator activity.
AUAAGAGAGGGAAACUCGCAGCGAAACGUGAAAAAGGUCCUUCGACAAUAUUACAUCAGAAGCAGUACAAGCUACUGUACGUGGAAAUAUAAAUACAUCGGUGACCGACAAUAUUAUAGAAAAGACAGGCCUGUUGUGAAAUUUCUAGAAUUUCCGUCACCAAAUCACGACUACAAUAAUUUGGAACGAGCCACCUGAAGAAAGGUUGGCAUCAUGUCUCAGAAGCAGAUAUAUUACUCUGACAAAUAUGACGAUGAGAAAUUCGAGUAUAGGCACGUGAUGCUGCCCAAGGACAUUGCCAAGCGUGUGCCCAAGACCCAUCUGAUGUCAGAGACUGAGUGGAGGAACCUGGGCGUCCAGCAGAGUCAAGGCUGGAUACACUACAUGAUCCAUCAACCAGAGCCCCACAUCUUGCUUUUCCGUCGUCCACUGCCCGCAGCCUGAUCUCAGACAGCGUGCGUGAGAGAACACUCAUAGAGAAGAAGAUAAGAGAGUGGCUGGAGAUGAAUGAAUAAAGACUAUUUUCCACAUGUGUAUCGUAUACAUUGCAGUGGAGCCAGAGUCAAGAGCUCCAACCCACUGUCCUCACUCACUGUAAAGCCUUUCACAUUUCCUAUGGACCUGCUUGGAACCCUUUCAUCCUUUUCUCUAUCUGUAUUUCUGUAAUCAUUCAAACGUUUGUAUUUGGACUAACUUGAUAAUGUUUUCUGGCUGUAUGUCUGGGAAGAAAAAGAAAAGCUGAGGUUGUGGCAACACUUUAAUUAUUCUAAACCUUACUUGCUGUGCGUUGACUAACAUGAUGCUAAUAUCUAUUUUAAGCUAUAUAGUAACUGUAAAAUGUAAGGGGGACAUUUUUGAAAGCGCAAAUGUGCAGGGAUACAUGUUAUGGCACUUGAUUCAUCUUGUUUUGAAUACUGCAGAUUGUAUCAAGUGUAUGCACACGUACUCUGGACAUUGUAAAAAUAUAUGUUUAAAAAAAAAAAAUCAUAAUAAUUGUGACCUGCAGUUAUAAGUAACGCUGUUGACUGUCUGCAUUUUAGAGUUGUCAAAAUGGGGCCCAAGAUCUUUGUUGCCAUGUCUAUUAUUGUACAAAUCAGCUGCUCAGUAUUUAUGAAUUCUUGUACCCCGAAAAUAAAUGUUUUUUUAUUUUGU